Messenger RNA from Gastrolobium bilobum, 2116 nucleotides. RefSeq names its product protein REVEILLE 7-like. NCBI's taxonomy places the organism in Eukaryota, Viridiplantae, Streptophyta, Magnoliopsida, Fabales, Fabaceae. Bases 238 to 1644 code for a protein of 468 amino acids. Gene Ontology annotation, molecular function: DNA binding. The transcript has 7 exons. The record is from RefSeq and is a predicted model, not a curated record.
UUCUUCCGUGGCUUCAAUCUCUCUCUCUCUCUCUUUUUCGAAUUCUCCAUCUGGGUCGCUCUGAUUUUCUCGGAAAAUCUAUAUUUUCCGAGAAAGUUCACAUUUUUACCGCAAAAUCGAAAAUCCCCAAGUAGCAUCCACCAAAAGUCUAAGCUGUUAUUGUUGUAGGCUUCUGGGGUUGGUCUCUGUGAAGCUUAGGGUGUUUUCUGUGGCAGUACUGGUUUGGAUUUUGCUUCAAUGGAGAUGCAGGACCAAGUAGAAGGCACAGGGUCAACCAUAGUUGGUACAGCUAGUAACUGCCAUUCCAAUGGUGGAACACAAUCUGAAAAUGUUGCACAAUUGCAGGAUAUACCUUCUGUUGGAAACAGACAUACUCCCAAGGUGAGGAAGCCAUAUACCAUUACUAAACAAAGGGAGAAGUGGACUGAGGAAGAGCAUCAAAAGUUCCUUGAAGCUUUGAAAUUGUAUGGACGUGGCUGGCGUCAAAUCGAAGAGCAUAUAGGUACCAAAACUGCAGUUCAGAUUCGAAGCCAUGCUCAAAAGUUUUUCUCUAAGGUUGUGCGGGAAUCUGAUGGCAGUGUUGAAAGUUCUAUACAGCCAAUGGACAUACCUCCUCCUCGGCCGAAGAGGAAACCUCUUCAUCCAUAUCCCCGUAAAUCAGUUGACUCUUUGAAAGGACACUCCACACCAAAUGAACCAGAAAUAUCUCCAUCUACAAACCAGUUUGUUGCAGAGAAAGACACCCAGUCUCCAACCUCAGUGCUAUCUGCAAUAGGUUCGGAAGCAUAUGGGUCUGCAAAUUCGGAGCAAACUAACAGAUGCCUUUCACCAAAUUCUUGCACCACUGAUUGCAUGACAUCCAAACCAUCUGAGGAGGAAGAGAAGGGAUCUCUAGCUUCAGUCCCUUUAUCCGCAGGUUCAAACCCAAGCAUGUGCAUGAAGUCCGAGUUUAGUUCCAAGCAAACUGAAUGUUUCAAAGAAGAUGCUGCCAACAUGCCUCACAUAAAUAGUAUUAAGCUUUUUGGGAGAACUGUCUCUAUGGUAGGUAAUCAGAAGUCACUGAAGAUAGAUGAUGAGAAUAUUAAGCCAAAAACUAUGAAGUCUGAUGAAGUGGAUGUUGUUGAGAAUGAAAAGCUUGGCCAAGCAGGGGCAUCUGAGAAACUAGAAACACAAUUAUCACUGGGAAUGUGUAGUGAUAACUGGCAUAUAACACCUGAUGGAGCUAAAAUGACCAGCAGGGAACACCCGAAAGAGAACAUGUGCUUCAGUGAAUGUGCAACUGAAGCAUCUCAGCCAUGGUGGAGUUUGUACCAAGGCCUUCCAGCUUUCUACCUCGGGCCAUGUAAUCAAAUCCUGAAUCCCAUGCCUCUUUGUCCCUCUUUGAAUGUAAGAACAAGAGAGGAGGAAAGUUCUUGCACUAAUUCUAAUACUGAAUCAGUUUGUGAUAUGGUAAAUCCAAGCAAGAACUCAGAUGCUGUUGAUUCUAAAUGUCAAAAAUAUCAUGAGGAAGGAAUAGCCCCCCAGAAGCCUGCAAGGGGAUUUGUACCAUAUAAAAGGUGUUUAACUGAAAGAGAUGCAAAUUCUUUAAUUGUUGCCUUUGCCUUGGAUGAGAGGGAGGGGCAAAGAGCUCGUUUGUGCUCAUAGCCUUCCAUUGCAUUUAGAUUAUUCAUGGUGUUAGUCAGAAAAAUAAAAUUAAAAAAAAUAAAAUAAGGAAGUGAUUUAGGUAGCUCUGAGGUCUAAUUGUCUAAUUGACAAGAAUCUGAUUUCCCAUUUUUUUUCCAAUAUCUUCACCCGAUCCUCCUUUCUUCUUUCUUCCACGGGAAAACACUGUAUGAUCAAUAAUUCAAGAGGGGGCUGGCGGCAUUGUUUUGGCAUAUUUGUAUUUCCUUAUAGUUUGCAUGGUUACAUCAGUGAUGGAGGUAUUUAAAGGAAGCGUGAGCACGCACAGCAUGUCACUAAAUUUGUUCUUCUGUGAUCUGUUGUUGGUUGUAGAGAUCAAAUGGCAUGCCAAUGUAUUAAUCUCAAGAGCGCCAUGUGCCGGUAGCUAUAUUAGCAAUUUGUAUAUGUGGUUUUAUGUGCCCUCUAUCAAAUUAUUGAAUGUACUGUAUUUCCACGC